Molecule: messenger RNA, 2715 nt
Organism: Perca flavescens (yellow perch)
Lineage: Eukaryota; Metazoa; Chordata; Actinopteri; Perciformes; Percidae
Product: WD repeat-containing protein 78
Exons: 17
Coding region: 176-2497 (773 amino acids)
Biological process (GO): cilium movement
Cellular component (GO): axonemal dynein complex
Molecular function (GO): dynein heavy chain binding; dynein light chain binding
Source: RefSeq, a predicted model, not a curated record
UAUUGGACUUAACUGACAAGGCGCGAGGGUCGUCACUUUUUUCCAUGCCAACUAGGAGCAAAGGUGGCUUUGAGCCGUUUAGUGAUUCUACGCGGUUAAAAAAUAGUUUGGUUACGUUAAUGAAAGAGACAGAUGCGUUUUUACACACACAAAAGGUGUAGCACUCUGGAAAAAAAUGAAGAAAAGUAGUAAGGUGUUUAACUCAUCUUCUCGAGCAAUGAAUACUUCAGUUGCAGGAGUUCAUCAAGUCAGCCAAAGUUCAAGACACAAGUGGAGCUUCGCAGGUUCACAAACCCGAAGAAGUUCCAUCUUGGUCGGUGGCAGCAACAGGAAACGUAACAUCCUCGAUAGGAACGCCAGUCAAGCUCCUAGAAGACCAGUUCGGGUGUUGGACAAUGAUGGCAAUGACGUCACUCCUCUGCCCCUGUAUCAUGCAGAGCCAGGAGACAUGCCUUCCAAACCAGGCAGAUUCUUGGAUGAAAUCUUUUCCAACUCAGAAUCAGACCACUUGAAAUCAACUUCAAGCUUCAAUAUGCGCUCUUUUAGCUCAUUUAUGGGUAGCAGCCUACCAUCCAGCCUUUCUACCACAGCGUCAAUGACUAAGGGGACUGAGGAUAGUGUUCCUAAACUGGACAUACCAAUAAUCCCUCCACCUCCAUGCGGACAGAGGAAAAGAGACAAUGUGAAACAACAUGUAACAGAAGAGAUGUUGGAUGAUGUAGUAGACGUCUACCUCGCUCAGACAGAUACCUUUUCACUGUUUGACAUGCCACCCCUCGUCUUUAUGUCAGAGGAUGCUGAGGAUACAAAAGCCAUUAAAGAGAGAAACCUUCAAUAUGCCGAACUCUGCAAGAACAGAAUGGGCAACGAUAAGUAUGUGGAACGAUCAAUGCAGACAUUCAAUGGAGCACUUAAAGAAAAACAGAUCCAGACCGACAAGAUUGUCAUGGUGGAUGAAGGCACAUUCGCUACUAUCUGGGAUAUCUAUGACUCUUUCUGUGACCAAAACAAAAACCCUAAAAGUGGGAAGGCUAACAAUCCAGAGACUACCGUGAACACCAGCAAAGGUCAGGAGAAGAGAGGAGAGAAGAGCAGCAGCUCAGUCAGCAUAGGCAGCACCAUUGGCUCAGAAAUGGAAACGUGUCGGAGCAGUUUAAAUGCUGAGUCCAACCUAGAGCUGAUCAUGUUGACAGAGUCAUUCCAACACAGCUUAUUAGUGAUGGAGAGGAGCAUCGUGGCAAACCUCUUUCAACCCAAGCUGGCUGCUUAUAGGCAGCUUCCCAUAAUAAAAGACCCUGACAGCACGGUGAAGCCUGGGACCGAGGAAAAGGGCGAGGAGGGUGAGGAGAGCUCUUCAUCUCCAACUCUGGAACGUCUCUGGGCUUUCAGCUGCGAGCUCACUAGAGGAUUGAACAUUACCUGUAUGGUCUGGAACAAGGAGAACCCGGAUCUCCUGGCAGUGGCAUACGGUGACUGUGACUCCACCAACCAGAAACCAAGUUUGAUCUGCUGCUGGUCCCUCAAAAACCCUAUGUGGCCAGAGCGAGUAUUCCACUGUCCUAGUUGUGUGACAUCCCUGGAUUUCUCAGCCAACAACCCCAACCAGCUGGCUGUGGGGAUGUACGAUGGCACUAUAGCCAUUUACAGUGUCCGGAGUCGGAACAACAUUCAUUGCAUUGCCAACAGCAGCGAGUGUUCCAAAAGGCACCUGAAACCAGUGUGGCAAGUCAACUGGAGCAAACAAGAGAUUACAUUGUCAGGGGAGGACAGGGUAGAAGCGCUCAUCGCUGUGUCGGCAGAUGGCAGGAUUACCAAGUGGCUCCUCUGCAGCAAUGGCCUUGAGUGUAUAGACUUGAUGAAGCUAAAGAAGACUCAAACUUCUAAGAAGAAAGCUGUAGAAAGCAAGAAGAAGACAGAACAUAUGGGUUCAGCACUGACUCCUGGUCUUUGUAUUGACUUCCAUCCAACAGAUUCCAGUAUGUAUCUGGUUGGCACAUGGGAGGGCCUCAUCCAAAAGUGCUCCGUCUCCAACAGUCACAAUGUUCUGGAGACUUACCAAAAUCACUUCUGCCCUGUAAACAGCAUUGAAUGGUCUCCAUUUAGCCCUGAUGUGUUCCUGAGCUGCUCCUCUGACUGGACCAUCCAGCUGUGGAAGCAGGAACACCUUACCCCUGUGUUGAGCUUUACAUCCCCCCAGAGGGCCGUGAAUGCCGUCAGGUGGUCCCCAAACUGGUCCACAAUAUUUGCGGCCAUUAAUGGACUGCAGGUGGAGAUCUGGGACCUGAAUUUAAGCGUCCUGCACCCAACCAUUGUGCACCAGGCUGCACCUGAUGUGACUGUUACGUCCGUGCUGUUUGCCAGAGGGACAGACUGUGUCUUGGUAGGGGACAGUGAAGGCCAAGUGACUGUCUACCAGCUCAAAAACCUCAGUGUCGGACAAGGCAAGCAGGUGGACAGCUUGGAAGACAUCAUUGGCUCUGCAGUUUCCAACUUUUAAACUGCAAUGUAAAAGUUUCAAUCCAUUGCUAUUGUAAAAAGAUCAAACUGUUUACUUGUAACAAGGCAGGUCUUUUAUUAUUUGAAAACCACUUAACGUUUGUUGUAUCUUAUCUUAGUUAAUUGUAUUACGGUAGUUUAAUUAUUGCCAGUUAUUUUGGAAAUUGAAAAAAAGUCUAUAAAAGUACAAAUGAAAUAAAUGUUUCAUUCAAUGUUUCA